GAGUGGAGAGCCAAACUUGUUGACUCAUAACCGAGCCGCUCGUCAGCAUCCUCCUCCUCCUCCUCACCAUCACCAUCAUCAUCAUCAUCCUCAUCCUCCUGCUGGACCACUGAGCCGCUGCUAGACGCUCCACACAUCCAGGACUGUUUAGAUCUUUGAACGUUCCCUCAACCGAUCCGGGAGAUUUGGGAGUAGUUGUUGUUGUUUUUGACACGAAAGGUGUGGAAAUCCAUCACACUCCAUCGAGUCCGGAACUUCUAGACCAGGAAGGACCCCCGCCAGCCCCAGACAAGAAGCGAUGGCGUUCAUGGUGAAGCACAUGGUGGGGGGCCAGCUGAAGAACCUGACCGGCGGCCUGACGGAGGAGAAGCCCGAGGCGGAGAAGUCCGAAGCGGCGGCGCAGGGGAUGACCCAGGAGGAGUUCGAGCAGUACCAGCAACAGUUAGAGGAGGAGAAACAAGAACGGGAGGCCAAUUUUGCCCAGAAGAAGGCGGAGAGAGCCACAGUGAGGAGUCAUUUUCGGGAAAAGUACAGACUACCAAAGAACGAGAUGGACGAGACCCAGAUCCAGCAGGCGGGCGACGACGUGGUCCUGCCCACCGAGCUGGCCAAGAUGAUCGCCGAGGACGGCCAGGAGGAGGCGCACAAGCAGUCGGUGCUGGGCCAGCUGUCCAACCUGCAGAACGUGGACAUGGACCAGCUGAAGGACAAGGCCCAGGCCACUCUGGAGGACCUCAAAAAGCAGACGGAGAACUGCAGCCUCAUGUGAUGUCGUGACGACGCGGGUCGGCCUCUGGGAGGGCGGAGCUUCUUCUGGAAAGGAGGAAGGAGUUUGCUUGUCUCGUUUAUUUGUUGCAUAAAAUAACUAAAAAUACAACAAAAAUGGUUCAAUCACAGCCAUUUUUAAAAAGCCACUUUGUGCUUCAGGUUUCAUGCUAGCACGUGUUUCUUUUUUUUUGUUGAUUCCCUGGAGUUACAUGAUGGGAACGCAAACCCGAUCCGGAUUUACCGCUUUUCCCGUGCUUUAAGACGAUGGUUUUAUUUUACGUUAUGUUUUAGCUAGCAUAUAAAAACGUUUUUUGGGGUGGAGAAAUCACAUAGAAAUUACAAAAAAAACAUUGAUUAAACAAAAAAGGCCGCAAUGUGCACACCAGGCCACUAGUUGGCGAUGAAACUCAGGUUUGUUGGGGUUGUCGGGCGUCGUCGCGUUGUAGCACACCUAGCAACGCACAUCCUGGGUUUAUUCAUGCGUACUGUACACGGAAAGGCACAAUAUUUUUUUUGCAAAGUCGCAAAAACGAGCCUGUAAAGUUACUCUUCUUCUUCUUCUUCUCCGAGAAGCUCCGCCUUUUCCAAAACUGCAAACUGUGGCUACGAAGAUCGCUAACAUCAGCUGCUAUUUGUUUGAUGCGGAAUCGGCGCACAAAGAGCGUAAUAAGUAUUCGAUACCUCCCAGCUGAUUGGCGGGAUGCUGUGUGAAAUGCCCAAGGUGAGAUCUACUCUCUGAUGGGUCAUCUCUGUGUCAAAGUGACAACUUUGUUCUCGUUUUUAAUCGUUUCUUGUCAAAUAAUGUCACCUUAGGGGACUUUACCGCGUGGAAUACAAUACAAUACAUGAUCAUCUUUCAGCAUUAGACCAUCUUUGUGCUCUUUAAAAUCAACUUAUAUAUGAAAGUUUGUGUUUUUUCAACCAAAUGGCGGCAUCUGUCUUAAUAUCGUAAAUGCUGUAAUUAUACACAUUUCAUGAGCGCAUUUAUUGCAGCAUUUACGGUAUGUUAUCCGGAAGUAAAAAGCUGCUGUCACGCUUUAGAGGCAUCUGUCUUAAUACCGUAAAUGCUGUAAUUAUACACACAUCAUGAGCGCAUUUAUUGCAGCAUUUACGGUAUGUUAUCCGGAAAUAAAAAAGCUGCUGUCACGCUUUAGAGGCCUGAGCCUUUGUUGUAAAAUACGCGAGUCCGAUACUUGUGUCCUUUUUCGUGGCGAUAUUUCUGUGGUUUUGUUGUCUGCACAGUCGGGGGAGUGGGGGCGUCACCUUUUAACCCCUUCCGCUGCCGAACGCCGUGUCGUGGUGCCGUUUUCGUAUCGAUGGACUUGCUGUCGUUCAGCCCGUGUUUGACGUGUCGAGUGUUGUCUCGGUGAACCUAACAGUUGCUGGUGUUCCUUUUCCCACCGGGUUGCCAGAUUUAGCUUUCGCGUAGAACUUUGUUCGUGUUGUUCUCUAACAGUUGCGCGACGUGGACAAAAUAACGGGGUCUCUGUCGCAUUCGUGACGUCAGCGAUACUUUUGUCCGAACGCAAAGCCGAGGAAGAACGUGGUUCUUGUCACGUGAUAGACGAAAAAGUAGCAAUAAGUCAUUUUUUUCAACAUCAAUACUACACAAUAUCUACUGUAAUAAUACUGCUAACGAUAAUAAUAAUAAUAAACGGGGAAGUGAAGCCAUAAGCUGUAUGUGUGUGCGCUUACUCAUGGUUACCAUGACAACCAGUGUACAAAUGUAACUAUUGUUGUGUCGUCAUCCUGUGCAGGUCAAAUAUUCAGGAAGUGGCUGCUUUUGUUUUGGCCAUAAAAAUACUCUCAAUGUCUGUCAUUCCGUCUCUUAAUAUGUCAGUGCUUUUUGGGAGGGAGAGGGAGUUUAAACUGCAAUAAACAUAUUU
Doryrhamphus excisus (bluestripe pipefish) is the source of this 2654-nucleotide messenger RNA. RefSeq names its product complexin 3b (gene cplx3b). Lineage: Eukaryota; Metazoa; Chordata; Actinopteri; Syngnathiformes; Syngnathidae. Gene Ontology annotation, biological process: regulation of neurotransmitter secretion; neurotransmitter transport; synaptic vesicle exocytosis. Gene Ontology annotation, molecular function: syntaxin binding. Gene Ontology annotation, cellular component: SNARE complex; terminal bouton. The record is from RefSeq and is a predicted model, not a curated record.